CUACAGCGAAGCGGCGCCUGCGAGUAGCUGCGGAAGAUGUUCCUGGUCAAAAACUUCCUUGGAGGAGGCGGAGGGGGCGGUGGAGGUGGAGGAGGAGGGAACAUCAACAUCGGCAAUAUGAUUGGAGGAUUUCUCAGCGGGGGAGGCAGCGGCGGUGGCGGACGGGGAGGUGGUGGUGGUGGCGGCGGCGGCGGAGCCCUCGGGAUCCUGGGAGGAGUCAUCAGCGCUAUCAGUGAAGCGGCUGCUCAGUAUAAUCCGGAACCCCCGCCUCCUCGUAGCCACUUUUCCAACGUCGAAGCCAACGAGAGCGAGGAGGUGCGGCAGUUCCGGCGGCUCUUCACUCAGCUGGCAGGAGACGAUAUGGAAGUGAGUGCUUCAGAGCUGAUGAACAUCCUCAACAAAGUGGUUACCAGACAUCCUGACUUGAAGACUGACGGAUUUGGGAUCGACACCUGUCGUAGCAUGGUGGCUGUCAUGGAUAGUGACACAACCGGCAAAUUGGGCUUUGAUGAAUUCAAGUACCUCUGGAACAACGUGAAGAAGUGGCAGUGUAUCUACAAACAGUACGAUACGGACCGGUCUGGUACCAUUGGCAGCAACGAACUCCCAGGAGCCUUUCAGGCAGCAGGUUUUAAGCUGAAUGAGCAGCUGUACAGCAUGAUCGUGCGCAGGUAUUCGGACGAGAACGGGAACAUGGACUUCGACAACUUCAUCAGCUGCCUGGUGCGCCUGGACGCCAUGUUUCGUGCCUUCAAAUCUCUGGACAGAGAUGGUAGUGGACAGAUCCGUGUGACCCUGAAGGAGGUGAGAGGGGAUUCUGCUUUUAUUUGUUCAUUGCCUGUCCUCCCUGAUCUGGCUACACCGGUGCAGACUUCUGUGACUUCUGGGAUGGACUACUGUAAUGUGAUCUUGAAGACCUCUCAGAAGCUUCAGUUAGUACAGAAUGCAGGCAGUUCACCAUUCCGCCUGGCGUAUGAGCAGAAACCUGCUGCCAGUAAGAGCCCCAAGAAAGAGGCUGGGGAUUUCUCCUCCUCCUUCUCAUCCCCCCCCCACUUCAACUCCCUCUCCUACUUGAAGGAGAAAAACACCAAAGAGGAGCCUCUUUUCAUGCCUCUUAAUUUUUCAGCCACGACGCACCAACAAAAGGAAUAUGAACCAAAAGAGCAACACAGCAGCAAAGCCCCUCGGGUGGGCCAGGUGCCUCUGGUGGCAGCUCACAAGGACUCCUGUGACACCCUGAAGAUGGUCUACUUUGCUGAGCUUCCCCUUGCGAGGGCCUUCGGAUGA
Messenger RNA from Euleptes europaea (tarantolino), 1287 nucleotides. RefSeq names its product calpain small subunit 1 (gene CAPNS1). The coding region runs from base 37 to 1287 and encodes 416 amino acids. The record is from RefSeq and is a predicted model, not a curated record. Gene Ontology annotation, molecular function: calcium ion binding. NCBI's taxonomy places the organism in Eukaryota, Metazoa, Chordata, Lepidosauria, Squamata, Sphaerodactylidae. The transcript has 14 exons.